UUUACCCGGAAACCACGGCUGCCGGAGCUCAAGUCUACCCGUGUUGCCGCGGCGGGAGUCUGGCUGGCCUCUCGUCCUCCCGUGGGCCCCGCUGAGCCGGACGCUGCCCCGGCGCGGCGGGGAGGAUGGUGCCGAGCGGGCCCGGGCCCGCCGCGCGCCGCCGAGAGUGAGCCCUGCGCGGCCGCGGGCGUCCGCCGAGCAGCUGGCCCGACCGGGCCUGGGGUGCGCCGCUGCCCACCGGGGCGGGGUGGAGCUCAUCAGAAUAAUGUUCAACAUCAACCCCCUGGAGAACCUGAAGGUGUACAUCAGCAGUCGGCCUCCCCUGGUGGUCUUUAUGAUCAGUGUGAGUGCCAUGGCAAUAGCUUUCUUGACCUUGGGCUAUUUCUUCAAAAUCAAGGAGAUUAAAUCACCAGAAAUGGCAGAGGAUUGGAAUACUUUUCUGCUACGAUUUAAUGAUUUGGACUUGUGUGUAUCAGAGAAUGAAACGUUAAAGCAUCUCACGAAUGACACCACAACUCCAGAAAGCACAAUGACCAGCGGGCAGGCCAGAGCAUCCACACAGUCCCCCCAGGCCCUGGAGGAUUCAGGCCCAGUUAACAUCUCAGUGGCAAUCACCCUAACCCUGGAUCCACUGAAACCCUUUGGAGGGUACUCUCGCAACGUCACUCAUCUGUACUCAACCAUAUUAGGGCAUCAGAUUGGACUCUCAGGCCGAGAAGCCCACGAGGAGAUAAACAUUACCUUUACCCUGCCUACAGCUUGGAGCUCGGAUGACUGUGCUCUCCAUGGUCACUGUGAGCAGGUGGUGUUCACAGCCUGUAUGACCCUCACGGCCACCCCCGGUGUGUUCCCUGUCACCGUACAGCCACCGCACUGUGUUCCUGACACAUACAGCAACGCCACGCUCUGGUACAAGAUCUUCACAACUGCCAGAGAUGCCAACACAAAAUACGCUCAAGAUUACAAUCCUUUCUGGUGUUAUAAAGGGGCCAUUGGAAAAGUCUAUCAUGCUUUAAAUCCCAAGCUUACGGUUAUCGUUCCAGAUGAUGACCGUUCAUUAAUAAACUUGCAUCUCAUGCACACCAGUUACUUCCUCUUCGUGAUGGUGAUAACAAUGUUUUGCUAUGCUGUUAUCAAAGGCAGACCCAGCAAACUGCGUCAGAGCAAUCCCGAAUUUUGUCCUGAGAAGGUGGCUUUGGCUGAAGCCUAAUCCCACAGCUCCUUGUUUUCUGAGAGAGACUAAGAGAACCAUAAUCAUUGCCUGCUGAACCCAGCCCGGGCCUGGACACUCUGUGAAUACAUUAUCUUGCAAUGUUGGGUUAUUCCAGCCAAAGACAUUUCAAGUGCCUGUAACUGAUUUGUACAUAUUUAUAAAAAUCUAUUCGGAAAUUGGUCCAAUGAUGCACGUGCUUUGCACUGGGUGCAGCCAGAACCCUUCAGCCUCACCUGUGGACUUGUGGACCAUGUAGUGCUGGAGAGAAUUCAUGGAUCUUGCUGCAUUAAAGCAGGGCAUGAUGUUUUUACCAAGGUCACAGGUGCGUUUCAUUGCUGGUGGGGUUGAGGUUUGGUUUGGUUCUUGUUUCAGCCUGAUAUGUAUAGAAUGUUUGAAACAGUCUGCACCUUUGAUAUGAUAUUGCAUUUCCAAAGCCACCAAUCCAUUUUGUGGAUUUUAUGUGUCUGUGGCUUAAUAAUCAUAGUAACAACAAUAAUACCUUUUUCUCCAUUUUGCUUGCAAGGAAACAUACCUAAGUUGUUUUUUUUUUUCUUUUUGAAGAAAAAAUAAAAUAGUCACAUUUUAAUACUACUCUAGUUAGGACAGACUUGUGCUUUUAUCCUCAGUAAAAAGUAAAAUAUUUAAAAGUCACCUACAUGGUAAAGAUCUAAGUUUCAUUUUCCACAUGGAUGCAAGGAACCUGGUCUUGUUCGAGUUGGCACAAAAUGUUCUACUGUCUUUGUCCUCUGUUGCCCCCUUGCCUCUCUCAUAAAAGUUAAAGCAGUUCCCUCACUCAAAGGGGCUUGAAAAUGAAGUGAAUGGCUCUAGAGUAGAGUAACAAUCAGCUGUUCUUCUACUUUUGGGAAUGCAGAUGACCGUAUGGAAAGAGAGAAUGAUUUGGUCUAAUAGUCAUGAAAGGAUUUCUUGGUUUUUUUAAAGAGUGAGUGUAUUUUCUUCUUUUUGGAUUUAUGUUUAUGCAACUAACAUAUCUUCAGAAGGAAAAUGGCAACUAAUAGAUCAAUAACAUCAUGAAAAUGAUGCCUGUGAAAUUUGAAGAAAUGCAAUUCCGAUUGGCCAUUUUUUAGGGAAAACCAAAAGCAUUUUUCUUACAACAUUUUGAUCAUCCAGUUCCUCUGCCCCUUUUUCCUUAUAAUCCAUCAUUUUAAAGAAAUUGUGCAUUGUCUUCCCCAAUGUUUUCUUGUUACUAGUAUUCUUACUGUUUUUCUUAAUAACUUUUUGCCUUAAUAAGUUAUUGUCAUUAAUGACUUUUCCCAGGCAGUGUUACAGCAGAAGGGCAAUUAAAACCUUGGACAUGCCUAUGAGCACUUCUUUUCCUUAACUUGAGGUUUGUAGUCUGUUCUAAAUUAGAAUUAGUUACUACAGUCUGAAAUACAUUGGCCUAGAACAUUUUAUCCCAGGCAUUCUUGAAUGGAGAACAACUGUGGGCUUUUACUGACGCUUGUUAAAGUAAUCACUGUAGUAACUUGAUAUGUUUGUAUUCCUUUUAGUAUAUUUCAAGUACAGUAAUCAUACCUGUCUAUCCAGUUUUUUUUUUGUGAUAUGAGUUGCUUACAUGAUGCAUGGCUCUCUUGUUAAUUUAGUUUUCUCUUUAGAGACUUGGAGACCCUUAUGAGACAAGGUUGAGAAAGAGCCAUUUGGCUUGGCCUUUAGAAACAUCAGUGUCAUUAGGACCAUCAGAUUAUAGAUUAAGCUGCUACUGAAUUAAUCAAAUCUCAAGUGGAGCUAUACGGAUAGAUUUAUAACUGGCAGAGUAAUAUAAAAUGAACAAAGAGAAGUGAAAAAAGUCAGUUUCACUGGUUUGCUCAAUCCAGCUUGUUGCUAAUAUUAAUCACCCUAGUUUUAAUUACAGGCAAUGGCUGGAAUCUGUAGCCAGGGGAAGAGGGACACUGUUAGGCAUGAGGAAAGGAAGUGCCAAAAAUACCUGGACAAUAUGACUUGUCCCGAGGCCAGGACACACAACACACACUUUAAAAUCCAACAUUCACCUAGCAGGUAAUUCUCAGAGAUCUUUUAGAAACACAGAGUCAAUCAGGUGUAUGAAGGAAGGCUGGGGAAGAGAGGCGGCCAUGGGACCUGGGCGAAGAGGCCUGUUACUUGGAGAGACUUCCGCUGAAUCUCAGGAAGUCCAGGGGACCUGAUCCUCACCUAUAGCUUGCUGGUGGACCUCAGGAUUAGAAGAGUGUCACAGAUGGGCCCGUUUGCCAUUCGGGGUGGCCCCGCGCAGGAGCACUGGCUCGUCCUCAGGCAUCUUGGACUAGAGGUCCAAUAAAAGGUCAGCAACUUACUAUUAAAAUGGUUGUUUCAGAUCAUAUUGAUCUCUUUCCUUUUUCCUUUUGUCCUUUCACUGUAUGACUUGAAUCAGUUUUGAUUCUAUUUGUAAGUUUCUCUCAUCGUUAGGAACCUGCCAUUUCUUUUGCAUUUUCUUUGGCAGUGCGUAGGGGUUCAGUAUCCUGGUUUUUCAACCCUCCUGCAGGCACUGUGGGGUUACGAGGGCCAGUGGAUCCAUUUCACUUUCUUGCUGCAUGAUGGUCAGUAGCUGAUCUGUUAUGGCAUUCACUCCCAGAUUAAUUUUCUGUGUUUGAAAAUGUGCAUAUGUGCUUUACAGAAUAAAACAUCUGAAUUUA
Messenger RNA from Propithecus coquereli (Coquerel's sifaka), 3858 nucleotides. It is a transcript of the gene TMEM248, whose product is annotated as transmembrane protein 248. The record is from RefSeq and is a predicted model, not a curated record. NCBI's taxonomy places the organism in Eukaryota, Metazoa, Chordata, Mammalia, Primates, Indriidae. The coding region runs from base 266 to 1210 and encodes 314 amino acids. The transcript is spliced from 7 exons.